GUGUGUGUGUGUGUGUGUCUGCUCAGAGGAAAGGGCGCUUCGGCUGGAGCCUGUCUGAUCUGGAAUUAGCUCCUGGGACACACUGAGGAAGAGCGAUAGCCUGGCUGUCCUGUGAGUCAUACCUUUGUUUCUGACAGUGAGGAUGACCCGGCCCCUGGAGCAGGCAGUGGCUGCCAUCGUGUGCACCUUCCAGGAGUAUGCAGGGCGCUGUGGGGACAAGUACAAGAUCUGCCAGUCGGAGCUCAAGGAGCUGCUGCAGAAGGAGCUGCCCACCUGGGCGCCGAGUGAGUUCCGAGAGUGCGACUACAACAAGUUCAUGAGUCUGCUGGACACCAACAAGGACUGCGAGGUGGACUUCGAGGAGUAUGUGCGCUCGCUCGCCAGCCUCUGUCUCUACUGCCACGAGUACUUCAAGGAGUGCCCCCCGGAGCCCCCCUGUCCGCAGUAGCCUCUGACCCAGAGGACAGCUGCCCCGGAAGGGCAGGGUCUGCUCCAGCACUCCGUCUUUGCUCCUCCUCUCUCUGUGGCAUCCCUUCCACUCUGGAUUGCCAGGUCCCCCUGAUGUGCUAAUCCCAGCUACCCACGGGUUUUAGAGGCUUUCCUAGGGAUGUCUAGCUGGUGAGGGGUGGGGCAGUAGCCAGCCUUUGCUGCUUCUCUUCCUGGAAGGGAAGACCAUCUCUGCUCUGACCUUGGACACGCAGCCAUGCGCACACGGUUGAGGCUGCUGUGGCAGCGGCCUAGUCA
Messenger RNA from Meriones unguiculatus (Mongolian gerbil), 744 nucleotides. RefSeq names its product protein S100-A3. Gene Ontology annotation, molecular function: transition metal ion binding; calcium ion binding. Bases 143 to 448 code for a protein of 101 amino acids. The record is from RefSeq and is a predicted model, not a curated record. Gene Ontology annotation, cellular component: cytoplasm. The transcript has 2 exons. NCBI's taxonomy places the organism in Eukaryota, Metazoa, Chordata, Mammalia, Rodentia, Muridae.